AACGUCAAAAAGAAAAUAUCCCUUGCCAACGUAACAUUGUGGUGCAGUUGGUCCCAGUGGAAAAGCAUAUGUUCAGGAGAAUAAAUGGUGUCAAGCACGGAAUGUCCUGUUUGCGGAGUUGUUGCCUCACAAGCGUGCACUAGGUGCAAAAUGGUGCGAUACUGCGACCGCGAGCACCAGAAGCAGCACUGGCCGCAGCACAAGCGGAGAUGCAGGCCAUUCAGGGAGGAGCAGGAUGCCGAGCUGGGCAGAUACUUGAAGGUUACCCAGGAUAUCGCAGCCGGGCAAAUAGUCUUCAUUGAGGAGCCCCUAGUCGUGGGUCCCAAGUGGUAUCUCUCCGACGCAGACAAGGAGGCCUCUAUCGUUCCGUGUGUAGGCUGUUACGCUCCGAGCCGUCUGGGGAAGCACCAGUGUCGCAGAUGCCGUUGGCCAGUCUGCAGCGCGGGUUGCGAGCACGAGCCAAUGGAAUGCAGCGUGCUUAGCCUGGGAUCGGGAUCACCAACUCGGGCAGAUACCCGCUCAUUGAACGACUACUUCAGGGGCGAUGCUCUUUUGGUGCUCAAAUGCCUUCUGUUGCAGCGACAAAGUCCCACGAAAUGGUCGGCCUUGUUAGAAAUGCAGUCUCAUGAGGAGGAGCGAAAGGGGACCGAGCUGCACGAGGAAGCAGAGAAGCGAGUAGUGAGCUACCUUCAAAAGCGGUUUCUAUGUAGGCUUAAGCAAACUAAUCCAAGCCUUCUAACCGAUUGCGGACCGGAGAUGCUGCAUCGGCUUUGCGGCAUCAUCGAAACCAACUUUAUGGUCAUCGAACUGCCGAGUGGCGUGGAACUCAGCGGGUUGUUCCGGCAGGCCUGCAUGAUGGAGCAUGCUUGUCAGCCCAACUGCGACUUUCAGUUUGAUAACAAGACUCAGCAAGUCGCUGUGCGUGCUGGCUGCGACUUGCGAAAAGGCGACCAUCUACGGAUUACAUACACGAACAUCCUAUGGGGCACCCAACUUCGGCAGCACCAUCUGCGCCUAACGAAGCAUUUCAGCUGCCACUGCAACCGCUGUCUCGAUCCAACGGAAUAUGGCACCUAUAUAAGUGCGCUGACAUGUCUGGGAGAUGUAAAUCAAACCUGUGGCGGAACACACUUGCCAGUGGAUCCACUGGACGAGAACACACAGUGGAAGUGCGACACUUGCCCAAUGCAAGUGGAUGGAGCUUACGUGGCUGAACUGCAGUCCCACAUGACCGAGCAGGUUGAGGGCUUAUUGGCCGGAUGCCCCUCCGCGAAUCAGGUUGAACUCCUGUUGGCCCGCCUGACCCAUAUGUUGCAUCCAAAUCAUUUUCACACGUUCAACCUAAAGCACACGUUAAUCCAGCUGUAUGGUAACGAAGCUGGCUUGGAAUUGGGCGUACUGAGCAACACGCAGCUGGAGCGAAAACUGCGGCUGUGUGAUGAGCUCUACAACGUAUGCCGCCGACUGGAUCCGUACAUCAUUAAGCUGGCUAUCUACGUCACGGUCAUCCUGAUCGAGGUCGCCCACACUCUGCAGGAGCAGGCACGAAGGCCACCAGCAGAGGGAACUUCCCUCUUGGGUCUUGCACAAAGCCGCCUUAGGGAAGCGCAUAUGGUUUUGGAGAAAGAGCAAGAGUCAGUGGCCGGUAAAAAGCUAAACGAAAAAUUGCAGAAGGAAAUCUUCCAGUGCGAAAAACUAAUUCUAGCUUUUGCCUAUAAUCAAGAUCACGAAGCCGAUAAAAAUUAAUUUUCUAACAUCAUUUUCGCAUUCGCAAACAUUAAUCGAAAAAAAUUUUUUGAUUCAUGAGAAAAAUCGGUGAAAGUGGUAAAAGUAAACAUUUUAAAAACCGGUUGCUGUUAAAAUUAAUUACACUUUGCUAAAAUCUAAUGAAGUCGUUCAAAAUAAACCGCAAAACGAGACUUUA
Molecule: messenger RNA, 1924 nt
Organism: Drosophila sechellia
Lineage: Eukaryota; Metazoa; Arthropoda; Insecta; Diptera; Drosophilidae
Gene: SmydA-5
Product: SET and MYND domain containing, arthropod-specific, member 5
Exons: 2
Coding region: 85-1746 (553 amino acids)
Molecular function (GO): protein binding
Source: RefSeq, a predicted model, not a curated record